GAUGACUGUGGGGACGAUGUACGGCAACGUGGCUACGGGCCCGCAUGGGCGGAGGCCACCAUGGGUGCCAGCACCCGGCGCCCAGGAAGCCUGCAGCACUCCGUGCCCCGCCGAGGAGAACCCCUACGAGCCCUUGGACCCCCCGGGUGCUGCGCCGACCCUCCUGCGGGCCCCCCGAGCCACCCGCCCUGGCCAAGAACCGUGGCUCUGGUGGGGCUCAAAACCACAGCGCAUCCAGACAGGAGGUCCAGAGUCUCCCACCCAGCUGCCCCAGGUCAAGGUGGGUGGUGGCCACCACCAUGGCUCUGGGCAUCUCCGUGGUCCUCAAUGUGCUCCUCCUCACCCUGUACCUGCGGCCGAGUACGAACGAGACAGCAGCGGCAGCGGAGGAGCCGACCAGGGCCUCCCGCUCCCUCACGCUGUACAACGAAGCGCACGGCAAAUGCGCCGAAGCUCGAGGGCAGCGGCUGACGGCGGCGCCGUGCCGGCCCGACGCGCCGGAGCAGCGGUUCCGGUGGGCGCCCGUGCGGGCGGCUGCGGAGCGGGACCGCCGGGGCGCCGUGCGUGACCGUGACCCAAGCGCUCAGCACGGCCCUCGUGGGGCUCGAGCCGUGCGGGGCGGCCGGCAGCCUGCAGAGGCUGGGAGGUGUCGCGCCGGCGGCUUGUUGGCCCUGGCCGGCCACGAGUUGUAUUUCAACUACGGGUAA
Molecule: messenger RNA, 707 nt
Organism: Rhea pennata
Lineage: Eukaryota; Metazoa; Chordata; Aves; Rheiformes; Rheidae
Exons: 4
Coding region: 45-707 (220 amino acids)
Source: RefSeq, a predicted model, not a curated record